Molecule: messenger RNA, 1323 nt
Organism: Mesorhabditis belari
Lineage: Eukaryota; Metazoa; Nematoda; Chromadorea; Rhabditida; Rhabditidae
Source: the annotation of a GenBank genome assembly
AUGAUUCUUGUUGGACGAAGGAAAACGAGGAAAGUGAUGAAGCUUCGAGUGAUGUUGACAGCGAUAUCAGUGUUAAAUGUGAUCUUCAAUGUAACAUGGUUUAUUUGCAUUGUUAUUCACUAUUUGGUGAAUCUCGAAGAAGGGACUCUCAUUGAUGAUUUGGAUAAGGAAUUCAGUCAAAUUGUUUGGGAGAUUUUCGGACAUCAAUGUGUAGAUUCUCUUUUGGCAGUGCAAUCGGUUUUCUUGCUUAGUUUAAGUAUGGAUCGAUAUUUAAACCUUUUCAUUGACUAUUCUCCAUACAUUGGUGGAUGAUAUCAAAUUGAACCGAGUUUGACAAAUGAGGUGCCAUUAAAAGUUCGAGAACCAGUGGCUCCCAUUGCAAAACAGCAGAAAAUUUGUGAAAUCACUGAAGUCAAGGGAUCUGAUCAUUUCUUUCCAAGAACUCUCAGAGAAGAUGAAUUCAAAUCACGUGGGCGAUUGAUUGGUAACACUUGUGAAGAAGUUUGGGAUAAUUGGUUUCAAGCAAAUAAGGAUAAUCCUUAUGAGGAACCGCCAAAAGAGAUGCCAGAUGAAUUGAGAGAUCAAUAUACACUUUAUGGAAGAAUACCAUUGUUAAAGGCAUAUUACAAUGAAAAAAGUGUGCCUAAAGCAGCCGUUUGGGAUACAGUUGAUGAACUAAUGACUCUACCAGAAGCUGAACUUUUCCAGAGAUCCACUUACAAAGAAAGAACAAAAGUCGUUUAUUCAGCACUCUCAUACUUUCAAGAGUAUUUUAAGGGAAAAAGUGGAGCUGUAAUUGGAUCUCAAAGACCGUGGGCUGAGGUUUACGCAUUGAGACACGGAGCCACCGCUGUGCUCACUGUUGAAUAUCAGAAAACGGAGAUCAAGACAAAUCAGCCACUCAGCUGGAUUCAUCCACUCGAUUUGGCAAAGAAUUGGACAAACUUUCAAGAGAAGUGGGAUUUCGUGAUUAGCUACUCAUCGAUCGAACACAGUGGACUUGGAAGAUAUGGUGAUACUCCUGAUCCAUGGGGUGAUCUUCGAGAAGUCGCCAAAAUGCAUUGUCUUUUGAAGCCUGGCGGUGUGAUGUUACUGGGUUUGCCCGUAGGUGAUGACGCCCUUGUUUGGAAUGCUCACCGAAUAUACGGAUCGAUUCGAUUACCGUGGAUUAUGCAAGGAUUCGAAUUGCUGGGUGUAUUUAGUUUGAAAGGAUCCGAAAUACAAAUGACAACUGGCUUCCCGUGGAGAAAUAUCGAACCAAAAAAGACAAUUGCCUGGGAUUCAUUCAUUCAACCGGCUAUCAUUCUACAAAAAGUUAGAGAU